AAACACCGUGCAUGUAGCAUGUAGCAGCAGUUUCAAGCUACUUUAUUGGCUUUUGCUGCUCGCUGCCAGAUUGAAAUAAUAAUGCCAGGAUCGUGGAUGACUCUGUGACUAUGUGACCCCCAGUCGUGUCUCGGUGGUGUGUCGUUGUGUGGAGCAGUGCAUGUUCCUGCCGCAGGGUGUGGAGGAGGGCAGGCGGAGGGUCUGAGCUGUGUAUUGGCGGCUGUCGGUGUCCGGGAUGGAGACCUGGACCCCUAACCCCCGAGCCAAGCCCUUCAUCCCACGUCAACAAAGGAGCUUGUACCUCACCUGGAAAUACAAACUAACCAACAAGAGGACGAUUCGUCGGUUCUGCCAGGCUGGUGCUGUGCUCUUUCUGCUGAUAACUGUCAUAGUCAACAUUAAACUCAUCUUGGACACGAGAAGAGUUGCUAAUGAAGAUGCAGCAGCCCAAGAAUAUGAGGAUGCCGUACCCAACAUGGAGACACCACGCAGGCCGGCUAAUGGACGCAAGGUCCUGGACAUUGAGGUGUACUCCAGCCGCUCCAAGGUCUACGUGGCAGUGGAUGGAACCACCGUUUUGGAGGAUGACAUGCGGGAGCAAGGCAGAGGCAUCCAUGUGAUCGUUCUCAACCAGGCAACUGGUCAUGUCAUGGCCAAGAGGAUAUUUGACACCUACUCUCCCCAUGAGGACGAAGCCAUGAUCCUCUUCCUCAACAUGGUGACCCGGGGCCGAGUCCUAAUCUUUACCAUCAAGGAUGAGGGAACGUUCCACCUCAAAGACGCUGCCAAGAACCUGCUGAAGAGUCUCGGCAGCCAGGCGUCCCUCAACCUCAGCUGGAGGGACAUGUGGACGCUUGUGGUGAAGAAAGGAGGUCAAGUGUACGGAGAGAAGCACUCCAAGUCUCCAGCUCUGUCCACGUGGGGAGACCCGGUAUUGCUGAAGACCGAGGUGCAGCUGACCGCCUCCGAAGAGGCAGAGUGCCACUGGGCCGACACCGAACUGAACCGGAGGAGGAAGCUCUUCUGCAGCAAAGUGGAAGGAUACGGCAGCAUCUGCAGCUGCAAGGACCCGGCACCCAUAGAGUUCAAUCCUGACCCGCUCCCCAACAAUAACGUCUUCAGUGUCCCGGUGGCUGUGAUCGCAGGGAACAGACCCAACUAUCUCUACCGAAUGCUGAGGUCGCUUCUGUCGGCUCACGGCGUCAACCCGCAGAUGAUCACGGUCUUCAUCGAUGGAUACUAUGAGGAGCCGAUGGAUGUUGUUGAGCUGUUUGGGCUGAAGGGAGUUCAACACACACCCAUCAGCAUCAAGAACGCCAGAGUGUCCCAGCACUACAAAGCCAGUCUGACUGCAACCUUCAAUCUUCACCCAGACUCCAAUUUUGCCAUCGUCCUGGAGGAAGACCUGGAUAUCUCCAUUGACUUCUUCAGUUUUCUGAGUCAGACCAUCCACCUGUUGGACGAGGACGACAGCCUGUACUGUAUCUCUGCCUGGAACGACCAGGGCUAUGAACACACAGCGGAGGACCCGGCCCUGCUCUACAGAGUGGAGAGUAUGCCCGGUCUGGGCUGGGUGCUGAAGAAGAGCCUCUACAAGGAUGAACUGGAGCCAAAAUGGCCGACGCCUGAGAAGCUGUGGGACUGGGACAUGUGGAUGCGAAUGCCGGAGCAGAGGAAAGGCAGAGAGUGCAUCAUCCCCGAUGUGUCCCGCUCCUACCACUUCGGCAUCAUCGGCCUCAACAUGAAUGGAUAUUUCCAUGAGGUGUAUUUCAAGAAGCACAAGUUCAACACUGUUCCCAAUGUGCAGCUGAAGAAUGUCGAUAGCUUGAAGAAAGAUGCUUAUGAAGUGGAAAUCCAGAACCUGUUGAAGGAGGCGGAGGUGCUGGAUCACUCUAAGAAUCCAUGUGAGGACUCGUUCCUGCCGGACUCUGAGGGGAAGAUCUACGUCAUGUUUAUUAAGAUGGAAACGGAGACGGACACAUCCACCUGGACCGAGCUCGCCAAGUGCCUCCAUGUUUGGGACCUGGAUGUGCGAGGGUACCACCACGGCCUGUGGCGGCUCUUCAGAAAGAGGAACCAUGUGCUGGUGGUUGCCGUGCCGAUCUCUCCGUACUCUGUGAAGAAACCAGCCAGUGUCACUCCCAUUCACUUAGAGCCUCCGCCCAAAGAAGAGGGAGCACCGGUGGAACAGAUGUAGACACGCACGCACACUCGCACACACAGGCCUUAACACUUCUCCUUUCUCCACCAAACCACUAAUAAUCCAGUCUGGGACCCACAACUACAAAACUGGCUUUUUUUUCUUAGAUGUUGAACUUGUGUACGAGAGGAUACCUGGGAAAUGGAGUCCUGUUUUUUUUUGUUUGUUUUUUUUUACAAACAAAAGAGGGAUUUACACUACAGACUGCACUACUAAACCCAUCCUGUGGGCUGAGGAGGAACGGUGGCGAUGCUGCUUGAACCAGUUUUGGUUAAACGUGACAACAAACCCCAAUCACUGCAUGACUGUCAGCAGCUGUUCUUAUCUUUUUCCAUGACAACACAGUCUGUUUAGGUUUUGUUCAAGCUGUAAUGGUACAAAUGAGACAAACACACACUUAACAGUUACUCUUAUAGUUUGUGUUUCUUAAACUACUGAGUGCUUUGUCCAUCUUGUACAUAUGUUUUAAGUUAUCUCUAUUUAUUUUACACCUGUCAGUCAAAAUGAGUUCAGUGGCUUGUUUGCUUUUGUUUUUUAAAUCCACUUUUAUGGAGAUCAGUGCGUUUUUUAAGAGCCUAACGUUUACAGAUAAUGAAAUAAUGAUGUAUAUACAUGCAUAUAUAUUUUUUGAUGAAAAAUUUAAAGGGUCAACAUAUUUUUCAGCAUUAGAUAUUGAGUUUGAGUGAAAGAGUUGAUAACAGCCAUGUGGGUUUUUACUAUUAUUGACUGCCUGGGUCAGUUGCCUCGGAUCAGGCCUCAUGAGGGAAAACUCGGUGGUGGCUGGGAGACAGAAAUGUUAGAAAACAGUCACAGCUUUAACAACAUACGCUGGAGUUGGAAACAUAAAUCCAGUAAUUCAUUAUGUCUACUCUGAUUGGAUGAUAAUGACACUUUAAAGCCCCAUAUUUUCCUCUUCUCCGGCGUUUUUGAAGUGUUGAUCCUUAAGAAGAUAUAUUUGUG
This is a messenger RNA of Seriola dumerili (greater amberjack), 3160 nucleotides long. It is a transcript of the gene pomgnt1, whose product is annotated as protein O-linked mannose N-acetylglucosaminyltransferase 1 (beta 1,2-). Gene Ontology annotation, cellular component: Golgi membrane. The record is from RefSeq and is a predicted model, not a curated record. The transcript is spliced from 22 exons. Gene Ontology annotation, biological process: protein O-linked glycosylation via N-acetylgalactosamine. Lineage: Eukaryota; Metazoa; Chordata; Actinopteri; Carangiformes; Carangidae. Bases 236 to 2197 code for a protein of 653 amino acids. Gene Ontology annotation, molecular function: beta-1,3-galactosyl-O-glycosyl-glycoprotein beta-1,3-N-acetylglucosaminyltransferase activity.